Trichomycterus rosablanca is the source of this 2625-nucleotide messenger RNA. RefSeq names its product putative nuclease HARBI1. Lineage: Eukaryota; Metazoa; Chordata; Actinopteri; Siluriformes; Trichomycteridae. The coding region runs from base 191 to 1357 and encodes 388 amino acids. The record is from RefSeq and is a predicted model, not a curated record. The transcript is spliced from 2 exons.
UUGGCGGGUCCGUAGGUCUAGCGUUGGUUUUGUUUACUAUUAUGUUUGCUUUGUUUAUAUUUUUUAAAAAUAGAAAUUGCGUGUGUUCUGUUAAUAGAGGUUUAUUGGCUGCAGCUGUAGCCACUUACUAAUUAGUUAUUAUACUCCAAAUUGAUUUAAUGUAGUGUGUUGAAACUCCUGCUUUAUAAACAUGGCUUAUGCAGGGGCGGUAUGGCUCGCUGUCCAGAACGAUUUAUACAGAAGUGGGAUUAGAACCCCUAAAGCUCCUAAACCCCCCCAAAACAAGCCCGAUCUAAACCCCCCAGACACUAUUAACACUAACACAGGGAUAGAUUUCCUGAACAGGUUCGAUGAUUACUUUCUGCUACAGUGUUUUCACUUCACUCGACCAUGUCUGAACUUCAUCACUGAUUACAUUCAAACACGUGUUAAAAAAGAAGUAUUCAAACCAACCAACGAUUCCACUUCGAUCGAAUCCCAAACACUAGCGACUCUUUAUUUCUACGCUCAUGGAUCGUUACCCAGGAGGAUCACAGACAUGUUGGGGAUGGAACCUACAGAAACCACUGAUGCUGUGAACUUGGUCUCUAGGGUUUUAGAAGACAUGUGCUCGGACUUCAUCACCUUCCCUGCCAGCUUUGAUGAUCGCAUGGGUGUUGCGCAGGGAUUCGAACGUAUAACCUGUAUCCCAAACGUGGUGGGGUUGUUGUGUUGGUUACAUGUCAAGGUUACCCCCUCCCAGGCUGAAAAGGACUUUUUUCUCAAUACCCUGGGUUACUAUUCAGUCAUGGUGCAGGUUAUAUGUGAUGUGGAUGGAAAUCUGCUGAGUGUUGAGCAGUGUUAUCCUGGAGGAACUGUGGAACAGCAGGUCUGGGAGGGUUCUAGCAUUUUCCAGAAGUUUGAUACAUAUCAGCAUGGAGAGACUUGGAUUCUUAGUAGUCAAAGUCUUCGUAAGUCUAAGCACGUGCUGACCUCCGUGGAAGUUUCUCAGAUCAAGACCGACGCAGCCACACGGUUCAACGCGACUCACGCUCAAGUUCUAAACCUCAUACCACAAGUUCUAGGCUGUCUGAAAACUCGCUUCCAGUGCCUGAACAACCUCGGAUCCGUGAAGGCUAAUGCUCUCAAGCCUGUCGCUCGCAUCGUCACGGCAUGCUGCGUCCUCCACAACAUCUCGAAAAAGUUCUCGGUGCCGUUACCCGGCGAUCUGGUUCUGGAGCCUGAGCACCCAGUUCCAGCAGCGAGACAACAGGUGAAGGAGAACUGCGUGGAUGAAAGGAAAGAAGACAUGAUAGAGACGUGUUUCGGUAAUUCUAGGGAUGAACAAAAAGAAGAGGGGUUUAAAAUUGAUAGUUGAGAAUUGUAUUGUAAUUGAAAGGGCUGGGAAACCAAGCCAAAAAUAUUAUCUUAUUCUUAAUAAAUAGAGUAAAAAAAGUGUGGAAACUUCUUUAAGAACUCGUAUUAUGAUAUUAUAUACAAACUACAUACACCGAUCAGCCAUAACAUUAAAACCACCUCCUUGUUUCUACACACAUUGUCCAUUUUAUCGGCUCCACUUACCAUAUAGAAGCACUUUGUAGUUCUACAAUUACUGACUGUAGUCCAUCUGUUUCUCUGCAUGCUUUGUUAGCCCCCUUUCAUGCUGUUCUUCAAUGGUCAGGACUCUCCCAGGUCCACUACAGAGCAGGUAUUAUUUGGGUGGUGGGUCAUUCUCAGCACUGCAGUGACACUGACAUGGUGGUGGUGUGUUAGUGUGUGUUGUGCUGUUAUGAGUGGAUCAGACACAGCUGUGCUGCUGCAGUUUUUAAACACCUCACUGUCACUGCUAGACUGAGAAUAGUCCACCAACCAAAAAUAUAUCCAGCCAACAGCGCCCCAUGGGCAGCGUCCUGUGACCACUGAUGAAGGUCUAGAAGAUGACCAACUCAAACAGCAGCAAUAGAUGAGCGAUCGUCUCUGACUUUACAUCUACAAGGUGGACCAACUAGGUAGGAGUGUCUAAUAGAGUGGACACAGUUUUUAAAAACUCCAGCAGCGCUGCUGUGUCUGUUCCACUCAUACCAGCACAACACUAACACACAACCACCAUGUCAGUGUCACUGCAGUGCUGAGAAUGAUCCACCACCUAAAUAAUACCUACUCUGUGCUGGUCCUGUGGGGGUCCUGACGAUUGAGGGAAAAGGUGGAAAGCAAGCUAAAAAGCAUGCAGAGACACAGAUGGACUACAGUCAGUAAUUGUAGAACUACAAAGUGCUUCUAUAUGGACAGGGAGUGCAGAAACAAGGAGAUGGUUUUAAUGUUAUGGCUGAUCAGUGUAUGCUUGAAGGUGGUCCACAAUUUAUGUGUUGCUCAGGUUUCUUUACACAUCAUUUACUGAACCAUCCAUCACCAUUUGUGAAGUUAAAAUACUAAUAGCAGUAUUUUUUGCUCUAUUGGCUCUACAGAAUCUCCCUCCAUGAUAAGGGGUUUACCACGGUAACUGUAAUCUUAUAUCAAAUGAAUACGGUGCAUAAAGAAAAAAACAUUUAGCCAAUAAUACAGGGUUUAUGUAUGUCCUUUAUAAGGAAAUAUUAGUUACUUGUGCUGUUUAAGACAUGAUUUAGCUGUGAAUAAAGCUUCUAAUAG